Messenger RNA from Puma concolor (puma), 4071 nucleotides. NCBI's taxonomy places the organism in Eukaryota, Metazoa, Chordata, Mammalia, Carnivora, Felidae. The record is from RefSeq and is a predicted model, not a curated record.
CCCCGGGAUGCGUCCGAGCUAGGAGUCAGGUCCAGCAUGGGGGCCACGUCUGUCUGGGCCUUGGGCCUCCUGAUGCUCCAGAUGCUGCUGUUUGUGGCUGGGGAACAGAGCACACAGGAUGCCACUGCUGCUGCCUCUGCUGCCGCCAACAAGGGGCUCCACAUGCAGAAGGUGGGGUCGGGGUUGGUUCGGGCUGCGCUGGCAGAGUUAGUGGCCCUGCCCUGUCUCUUCACCCUGCGACCAUGGCCAGAUGCAGGCCGAGAAGCCCCUCGGAUCAAGUGGACCAAGGUGCGGACUGCAUCAGGCCAGCGGCAGGACUUGCCUAUUCUGGUGGCCAAGGACAAUGUGGUUCGAGUGGCCAAGGGCUGGCAGGGACGUGUUUCACUGCCUGCCUACCCCCGGCACCGGGCCAACGCGACGCUACUACUGGGACCACUGAGAGCCAGCGACUCUGGGCUCUACCGCUGCCAGGUGGUGAGGGGCAUAGAGGAUGAGCAGGACCUCGUGCCCCUGGAGGUGACAGGUGUUGUGUUCCACUACCGGGCAGCCCAGGAUCGCUAUGCACUGACCUUCGCAGAGGCCCAGGAGGCCUGCCGUCUCAGCUCAGCCACCAUUGCAGCCCCACGGCACCUGCAGGCUGCCUUUGAAGAUGGCUUUGACAACUGUGAUGCCGGCUGGCUCUCUGACCGCACUGUUCGGUAUCCUAUCACCCAGUCCCGUCCUGGUUGCUAUGGCGACCGUAGCAGCCUUCCAGGGGUGAGGAGCUAUGGGAGGCGCGACCCACGGGAACUCUACGAUGUGUAUUGCUUUGCCCGUGAGCUGGGGGGCGAGGUCUUCUAUGUGGGCCCGGCCCGCCGCCUGACCCUGGCCGGCGCGCGUGCCCAGUGCCGCCGCCAGGGCGCCGCGCUAGCCUCGGUGGGACAGCUGCACUUGGCCUGGCACGAGGGCCUGGACCAGUGCGACCCGGGCUGGCUAGCCGACGGCAGCGUGCGCUACCCGAUCCAGACGCCGCGCCGGCGCUGCGGCGGCCCAACCCCCGGCGUGCGCACAGUCUACCGUUUCGCCAACCGCACUGGCUUCCCGGCGCCCGGAGCGCGCUUCGAUGCCUACUGCUUCCGAGCUCAUCAUCCUACACCACCACAUGGAGACCCAGAGACCCCCUCAUCUGGGGAUGAGGGGGAGAUUCUGUCAGCAGAAGGGCCUCCAGCCCAAGAAGUGGAACCCAGCACUGGGAAGGAGAUGGUCACCCCUGACUUCCAGGAGCCUCUAGUAUCCAGUGGGGAAGAAGAGCCUCUGAUCUUGGCAGAGAAGCAGGAGUCUCAGGCGACCCGCAGCCCUGCUCCUGGAGGCUUCAUGCUAGCCUCAAGGCCCCCCCGGGAGGCUGAAGAGGUGUGGCCGAGCACAGUGGCCCCCAGCCCUAGCAGCCCCAGCACUGCAGUGGGCGCUCACAUGGAGGCGACUCCAACUGGCCCCGUGCCCAGGAGGAGGGGACGCUUUAAAGGGUUGAAUGGGCGCCACUUCCAGCAGCAGGAACCCCACCGAGGCCUGGAGGUGGGGCUUGAGGCCAGCACCCAGGCCCUGACCCCAGAGGCUGCUGGGAAUCACGUGGAGCCUCUGCUGGCCACAGGAGCCACAGAUGCUUCAGGGGAUAGCCGGAGCCAAAGCCCUUGGGCUGUGCUGACCAAUGAAGUGGAUGUGCCUGGAGCUGGUUUCCCUGGUGGCAGGAGCCCCCCAGAGCCCUGGCUGUGGCCCCCGACCGUGGCCCCACCCAGCGUCCCAGGCCUCAGCAGCAUUGCUGGCCUGGAACUAGAGGAAGCCAAGGGCCCCAGUGUGAGGCCGGCCGCUCCUGAACUGUCCUGGUCUCCCUCAGAGGUCACUGCCCUAGAACCCAACCCCUCAGAGGGUCCCAGCAGUGCCCCCUGGGAGGUAUCCCCCAUGGUCACUUCCCCAGACUUUCCUGUCAUGGCCAUGCUUCGUGCCCCCAAACUGUGGCUUCAUCCAAACCCGACGCCCCUCCCCACGCAGGCCAACAGGGUCAAGGGGCAUAGUGAGGCCGUGGCUUCUGUACCACCCUCCCCUGCCUCAGACACUGAGGCUGUCCCCCAGGACCCUAUCUAUCCAGAAAUGCAUUCCUUGCCCCUCUCCUCAGGCCCCACAGGACAGGGUAGAGAGGCCACACCCCCGACAGUCACCAGUCCUAACUCUCCCAGGGCAGACUUGGGAGAAAUUGGGGGGACCAGCCCUACUGGGCCCAGCAAAGCUGAGCGCCCCAGAUCCAGUCCACAAGCUGCUGUGGACAGGAAUGUGGCGGAAGAUUUCGCCGCCACUGAGACUGCCACUGAGCCCACGGGAGUGAGAGACAUCUCAGGGUCUGAGUCUGGGGUCUUCGGCACAGCAGAAAGCCCCACUUUUGGCGCUCAGGCCACCACGGACAAGGCACAGGGCACGUGGCCCUCACUGCACAGUGAAGGGCUGGACUCCCACCCCCCAUCUGCACCCUCGGGUGUUCCUAGAGUCCUCUUAAUUCCUGGGGUCACCCCAAGUUUGGAGCCUUGGGCCACUAUAAACGGAGAAGCCGUGGUGGGGCCCACAGAUUCCACGGCCACACUGGCCCCCAGUGAUGCUGGUGGGAUUUGGGCACCUGGAUCCCAUGUGGUUGAGGGAGCUGAAAGCCCCACCCUGAGCCCUCGAGUGGCCGUGGAUUCAAGCGUAGUGAUGUCCCUCAUGUCCGUGGACCAAGGGGACAAGGCUGGAGUCCUGGCCAUGUCCACAGUGGCCUCCUCGAGCUCCCAACCCCAUCCAGAGCCGGAGGGCCAGAUGGUGACCCAGGGAAUACUGGGAGCCUUGGCCCCUUCACAGGACAGCAGCCCCCCAGGGGAGCCUGUUUUUCCUCCUUGGACACCAACGGCAGCCAGCACGGACAAGCCUGUCUCAGUUUCCUCAGGAGAGCCUACAGUGCCGGGUGACUCUCCCAGCACCCCACUGCCGGCCUCCCUGGGCCCAGAGGAGUUUGAGCUGGAGGUCCUUUCAGGGAGCCCAGGUGUGGAGGGCUUCUGGGAGGAGGCAGCGAGUGGAGAAGAGCCGACCCUGCCAGGGACCCCAGCAAAUGGAAGUACAGAGGAGGCCCCCUUGGAUCCCUGCGAGAACAACCCUUGCCUGCAUGGGGGCACCUGUAAAGCCAACGGCACCAUGUACGGCUGUAGCUGUGACCAGGGCUUCGCCGGGGAGAACUGUGAGAUUGAUAUUGAUGACUGUGUCUCCAGCCCAUGUGAGAACGGAGGCACCUGCAUUGAUGAGGUCAACACGUUCGUCUGCCUUUGCCUCCCCAGCUACGGGGGUAGCCUCUGCGAGAAAGACACAGAGGGCUGUGACCACGGCUGGCACAAGUUCCAGGGCCACUGCUACCGCUACUUUGCCCAUCGACGGGCGUGGGAGGACGCCGAGAGGGACUGCCGCCGCCGAGCGGGCCACCUGACCAGCGUCCACUCACCCGAGGAACACAGCUUCAUUAACAGCUUUGGGCGUGAAAACACUUGGAUCGGCCUGAAUGACAGGAUCGUGGAGAGGGAUUUCCAGUGGACGGACAACACGGGGCUGCAAUAUGAGAACUGGCGGGAGAACCAGCCUGACAAUUUCUUCGCGGGUGGGGAGGACUGUGUGGUGAUGGUUGCACAUGAGAGCGGGCGCUGGAACGACGUUCCCUGUAACUACAACCUCCCCUAUGUCUGUAAGAAGGGAACAGUGCUGUGUGGUCCCCCUCCAGCAGUACAGAAUGCCUCACCCAUUGGUGCUCGCAAGGCCAAGUAUAAUGUUCAUGCCACUGUACGAUACCAAUGUGAUGAAGGAUUUACCCAGCACCAUGUGGCCGUCAUCCGAUGCCGGAGCAAUGGCAAGUGGGACCAGCCCCAAAUCGUCUGCACCAAACCCAGACGGUCCCAUCGGAUGCGGCGACACCAUCACCACCACCAGCACCAUCACCAGCGUCACCACCAUAAAUCGCACAAGGAGCGCAGAAAACACAAGAAACACCCAGCAGAGGACUGGGAGAAGGAAGAAGGGAAUUUCUGCUGA